GCUCCCAAGAAACUUCCGGCGUCCUUGUCUGUUGCGUGUUUUUCUUGCGGCGGUUCACGUUUGCUGCUGCUCGCGAAAUGUUUUCGCCACAAUUAUCAUCCGCUCUUGGACAAACACAUCGAGGGCCUUGCUGUGUUGUCCCUGGAUGCAGCCUGCGGUCUGGCACCAACCUCCUUUCGCAAGUGCGAACAUUCAGGUUUCCCAGAGAAAGCGACAGACGGGACGCCUGGAUCGCAGCAGUGCGAAGGGAUAAAUGGGUGCCUACAAAGAGCUCUCAGAUUUGUUCUGCUCAUUUCAUCCAAGGCCGGCCGUCGUCAGACCCUACCCAUCCGGACUAUGUCCCUACAAUAUUUCCGUACCGUGAUCAAGGCAACACGAACCAGAAACUUCAGCGGUACCAGCGUGGCCAAAGGAGGCGCAGUGUGCAAGCUAGCGGACCUGCAGUGGGGAGCAAAAGUGCACAGGUGCAAAUAUGUGUACCUACUGCAAGUGACCUUGCAACAUCGUCAGUAACUGACAAUAAUGUUGGCAUCGAGGAUUACACUAAAGAUUCUUGUGAAGCUGAAACAGAGACAACACUUUCUAUGGUUGAUAUAUCUGCUCUUACUUUAGAGAAUGCAGCACUAAAAGAUAAGGUUGCUUGUUUAGAAGAACAGCUGGCAUCAGCAAAGAAAAAAAAUGCGGAGCUUGAGAUGAAAAAUCAGCCAGUUCCGAUUCGGAAGAUAACUAGGGACAUUGUUAUGAAGUCUCAGAAAGCUGUUAAGUUCCACACAGGUGUCGUGUCUGCAGAAAUGUUUGCUGCAUUGCUUCAAAUGGUUCUGUCUGUCUGGAGCCCAACAACUCGAACAACCCUGGAUCCAGAGCAGCAGCUCAUUUUAGUGCUUAUGAGACUGCGUCUGGGACUUCUGACGGAAGAUCUAGCAUUUCGGUUUGGCAUUUCUGUAACUUCCGUAAGCCGCAUUUUUCAUUCGUGGCUAGAUGUCUUAGCUGAGAACUUCAAGAAGCUCUUGAUUUGGCCAUCUCGUAGAACACUGCAAUCUAGGUGCCCUGAAGCAUUCAAAGAUGCUGCAUUCGAGAAUGUCAGGGGCAUAAUUGAUUGCACAGAAAUAUUUAUCGAAAGACCCACUUCAAUGACAGCAAGGAGCCAGACAUAUUCCAACUACAAACAUCACAACACAGUCAAGCUUCUUGUGGUGAUUGCCCCAUCAGGAUCAAUCACGUUCGUUUCUAAAGCAUGGGGCGGGAGGGUCUCUGACAAAGAGCUGACGCAACGCAGCGGACUGCUUGAAUUGGUAGAAGAAGGGGACGUGUUCCUUGUAGACAGAGGAUUCAGAUGUGAGGAAAUGUUUGGUGCUCGAGGUGCAAGCCUGCUGAUGCCUUCAUUGACUAAGAAGCGAGCACAACUUCCUGGGGCUGAGGUCACCACAUCAAGAAAAAUUUCCAGUGUCCGCAUACAUGUCGAGCGAUCAAUUCAGAGGCUGAAAUCAUUUAGGCUGUUUCACAUGAUCCUCCCUGUGAACUUUAUAAAAAGAUCUGGGGAUGUAGGCUAUGCCACCAUUGACAAGUUGGCAAUUGUGUGUAGUGGCCUGGUGAAUCUCCAAACACCUAUCAUCAACACGAACCAUGAAGACCUCGCUGUAUGUAACUGA
Messenger RNA from Dermacentor silvarum, 1649 nucleotides. RefSeq lists its product as uncharacterized. The coding region runs from base 78 to 1649 and encodes 523 amino acids. The record is from RefSeq and is a predicted model, not a curated record. The transcript is spliced from 2 exons. NCBI's taxonomy places the organism in Eukaryota, Metazoa, Arthropoda, Arachnida, Ixodida, Ixodidae.